AUGAUAGUUGGUACAGAAUUUGAUACAACAUUGGAGUUUCAAGAGAAGGAAGAUGUAAUUAAUGCAGUUAAACAAUAUUCCUUGAAUUGCAGUCGAGAAUAUGAAGUUGAUGAGUCAAGUUCGCGUGUUUGGUCAGUCGUAUGUAGGAACACUAAAUAUGGGUGUAGUUGGCAGUUACGUGCAGCAAGGCUAAAGAAACUUGGUAAAGGAUGGGACAUAACACGAUAUAAAGGUCCACACACAUGUGUUGCGAGGGCUAUAUCACUUGAUCACAGGCAAUUGGACUUAAAUUUUAUAUUCAACUGCAUAUUGGAAGGGGUGAAGAAAGAUCCAUUCAAGUCAGUUGGAAGUAUUAUCGUUGAAAUUCACAAUUGGUUGCAUUUCAAACCCUCCUAUAGGAAAGCAUGGGAGGCUAAACAGAAGGCUAUUGUCAGAAUUUGGGGUGAUUGGGAUGAAUCAUACCAACGUCUACCACAUUUCUUUGCAGCUCUGCAACAGACAAAUCCUGGAAGUGUUGUAUGGUGGGCAUUCGAUGAUCACACUCAUGUCAGGCAUCGUGCAGUUGAAUUCAACAAAAAAAUUUUGCGUCGACAAUUUUGGUCAUUCAAACCGGCUAUCGACAGUAUCGAGUUCACAAAGCCAGUGAUCCAAAUUGAUGGAACUUUCCUUUAUGGUAAGUAUAAACAUUCACUCCUAAUUGCAACAACCAUUGAUGGAGAUAACUCUGUAAUUCCACUGGCUUAUGCGCUAGUAGAGUCCGAGAAUGUGGACAGUUGGGGAUGGUUCAUGGCACUCCUUCGAACGCAUGUAGUAAGGUGUGAUGACAAUGAAUAA
Zingiber officinale is the source of this 834-nucleotide messenger RNA. RefSeq lists its product as uncharacterized. The coding region runs from base 1 to 834 and encodes 277 amino acids. Lineage: Eukaryota; Viridiplantae; Streptophyta; Magnoliopsida; Zingiberales; Zingiberaceae. The record is from RefSeq and is a predicted model, not a curated record. The transcript is spliced from 2 exons.